CGUCUCACGUCUCUGUUUCAUUUCAUUUCAGAUUUAAUAAAACAUCACCAUAAUGCUGAAAAUAGUCUUGUCUAAGUCUUCUCGAUCGACUGCAAUGCAACAUCAAUAUGUUCCGUUGAAAAGUAUUUAAGUCAGUGGUCACAUACAAUCGUUUGCUGCUGAUGUUGCAAUAAAACGGGUUCGGGAACGAUGCGCACGGACAGUGUUGCGCACGGAUUCUUGCGCACGAGGAAACUUGCGCGUGGAAUCAUGAACACCGGUAUCUUACGCACGAGCAGUGUUCCGCACCGGAAUCUUACGCACCAUGUUGUUACGCACGGACACUUGCGCACGUAUUACACAAUGAGAUAGAAAAUCAAACUGAUGAUGUUCUGUAAUCAGAGCUUCUUUUUAAUCUAAAGUUUUUGAAGAACAUAAUUAAUUAUUGUGAAUAUACUAACUAAACGAUGAUGUUUCAUAAACAAUAUAGUACUAUAAAAUAUAGUUCUGUGCAAUAUAGCGCUACACUACUAUACGAUUUUGAAAUUUUCUGUAGCGUGACUUCUCAACGUGAAAUGACUAUAACUACGAAAGAUCGACCACUAAUGGUUGACGACGGAUAUUCGUAUGUAAAAGAUCGUCAGACAGAUAUAAAAACGUACUGGCGCUGGGAGAACCAUAUACGUUUUAACUGUCACUGUCGUUUACAUACAUGUAAUUUAACAAAUGAUAUAUUAGAACGAAAAAGUAUACAUGCUUAUAAUUGUAAUCGUGAUACGACGAAAUUAGUAUUACGAAAAUUCGACGAAAAACUAAAUAAGAGAGCAACAUCAACGCAAAAAGCAACUGAUACAAUUCUCUGCCAAUGUUUAACGUCUGUUCCUGAUACUGUAGGUGCUCGUUUACCAGCAUUAAAACAUGUCAAGAUAACAAAACCUUCAUUAAUGAAAACAAAUAAUUCAUCUGAAGCCCGUAAUCGCCGUAUUGGCUGUCUAUUUCAAUGUUCUCAUCCAACAUUAUGGAAAUUCAUUGACAAAUUAUGUGAUGAGGAAGACUGGGUCAUUCGUACAAAAAUUUUAUACGCCAACACUAGAGCAUCAAUACAAAAAAAGAAGAAAUAUCAACAUUUAGAUAAACGUUUAUUAAAUUUUGUGUUAAAUCCACAUGCAGAUAUAAUUAAUCAAAUCAAUAAUCUAACUCAUAAUAUAUUUCUCUUAAAUAAACGUCAUCUUCGUUUAGUAAGUUUAUUCACAAUAAUUAAUUAUGUUCUUCAAAAACUUUAG
This is a messenger RNA of Didymodactylos carnosus, 1262 nucleotides long. Lineage: Eukaryota; Metazoa; Rotifera; Eurotatoria; Philodinida; Philodinidae. The record is from the annotation of a GenBank genome assembly.